AUGGUAAUGCUAUACCGAUGUCGGUAUAAAAUAGGUCGAUCAACCGGUGGGGCCGCCGCCCGUGGACAUAUAUAUUACUCGAGUGGCUUCCUGCUCAACGUGCAGCUGGCUUAUCUGACUUCUCCCUUCCGGUACAUGUUUUUCCAAACCCAGUCGUCUCACCAGUACCUCCACAGCAGAGUGGAAGAUGGACCAAUUUUUCAAAUUUCUGGCGUGAUUGUGCGCCCGCGCUUCGCCGAAGACGUUGCAGCCUUGGUCUCCGUCCUUGCCACAAACAACGUUCCCUUUUCCGUUCGUGUUGGUGGUCAUGACAUGUUUGGACGCUCACAAAUACACGAUGCUGUUACCAUUGAUCUCCGCGAGAUCGCAUAUGUUGAUAUAGACCACACUGGUCAUACUGCACGUCUGGGAGGUGGUAUACUUGUUGCAGAAUUGAUUAAAGAGCUGGAGAAAGACAAUCUAGUGACACCACAUGGCGUGAUACCUGGCGUGGGAUAUGUGGGUUGGGCAACCUACGGCGGGUAUGGCCUCCUCAGCACUCAGUAUGGGUUAGGGGUGGACCAGAUUCUGGAUGCCCAGGUGGUGGAUUGUGAAGGCCGCAUUCGCCGUGCAGAUAAAGAUAUGUUGAAAGCCAUCCGAGGAGCUGGAGGAUUGUUAGGCAUUAUUGUCGAGGUCACGAUCAAGGUGUAUCCGUUGGGCCAGGUCAGUGAAGCGUCCCCUUCUCGUACGUAA
Molecule: messenger RNA, 732 nt
Organism: Aspergillus oryzae RIB40
Lineage: Eukaryota; Fungi; Ascomycota; Eurotiomycetes; Eurotiales; Aspergillaceae
Product: FAD-binding oxidoreductase
Exons: 2
Coding region: 1-732 (243 amino acids)
Molecular function (GO): FAD binding
Source: RefSeq, a predicted model, not a curated record